AUGGACGCAACGAGCAUCGCCGUAGUAGGAGCCGGCCCUGUGGGCUGUCUGGCUGCUGUGCACCUCGCGCAGCGUGGAUUCAAAGUGGCUCUGUACGAAAGCCGCAGCGAGGCCUCGUUUACGGGCGCCUCGAAGGCGCAGCGCAGCAUUAAUUUGGCUGUAUCGGUGCGCGGUAUAACUGCACUCGCUGCUGUUCCUCAUCAAAGCACGGACAAAAAGUCCAAGUCACUCGUUGAACUCGUACUCGAAGGCGUCGUGCCGAUGUCUGCGCGCAUGAUCCACUCGCUCGAAAACGGCGAGACCAAGCUCGUACGCCAGGAGUACAGCCCUGACGGAGAGUGCAUAAACUCGUUUGACCGCGCAAAGCUCAAUCUGCUGCUCCUGAAGCAGGCCACGUCGCACACCAACGUCCAGGCGCACUUUGAGCAUACGUUCGUGAAUGCGCAACGUGCCCGCGACGACGCGACGACCACCCUCUCAUUCUAUAUCGCAGGCGCAGCAGACCCCAAGAAGUACGAGCAUUCCCUGGUCUUGGGCUGCGACGGAAUGAACUCGGCGGUGCGCGCCAAGGUCGGCCCCUACGCACGGAUCAACUCGACGCACGAAUACAUCGACUCGGGCUACGUCGAGCUGCGCAUUCCCCAAGCGCCUUCGCCGUCGUCCCACUGGGUUAACUGGAAAAUGGAUCCCUCAUGCUUGCACAUCUGGCCGAAGCACGACUACAUGCUGAUCGCCCUGCCGAACGGCGACGGCUCGUUUACCUCGACGCUCUUUGCACCCUUUGCGCUCUUUGACGAACACCUGCGCGACGAGCGCUCGGCACUCGCCUUUUUCCAGGCCAACUUCCCUGAUGCACUGCAGGCCAUGGACGAGAAGGAGCUGCUGCACCAAGUCACGUCCCAACGCCCAAGCCCCCUCGGCACCGUGCAGUGUGACCCGAUGCACGCGGGCGCGGCCGUGGUGCUCCUUGGCGACGCAGCGCAUGCCAUGGUGCCGUUCUAUGGCCAGGGCCUCAACUGCGGUCUGGAGGACGUGCGCAUCUUUAUGCAGGAGCUCGAUGCGGCGCUGAAGCAGCACGGGUCCCUGGACAAGGCCAAGGGCUUUGCGCUGUCAUCUUACACGGCCACGCGCUGCAACGACGUGCGGGCGAUCCAGCUGCUCGCGCAGGAAAACUACACCGAAAUGCGGAGCAAAGUGGUGAACCGUGGCUACCUGCUGCGCAAGUGGCUUGACGGCCUCCUCACCCGCUGGCUCCCGACGGGCUGGUGGCAGAGCCUGUACGUGAUGGUCACUUUUUCCAAUCUCGGCUACGCUACGGCUCGCAACAGGGAAAUGAGCCAGCGCUGCAUCCUGAAACGCGUCGGUCAAUUUGCUAUUGCCUCGGUUGUUCUGGUUGUGGCGUCUCAGCAGUGGGUCCAGUGGUAG
Messenger RNA from Malassezia japonica, 1425 nucleotides. RefSeq names its product kynurenine 3-monooxygenase (gene BNA4). The record is from RefSeq and is a predicted model, not a curated record. Bases 1 to 1425 code for a protein of 474 amino acids. Gene Ontology annotation, molecular function: kynurenine 3-monooxygenase activity; FAD binding. Gene Ontology annotation, biological process: L-tryptophan catabolic process; quinolinate biosynthetic process. Gene Ontology annotation, cellular component: mitochondrial outer membrane. NCBI's taxonomy places the organism in Eukaryota, Fungi, Basidiomycota, Malasseziomycetes, Malasseziales, Malasseziaceae. The transcript has 3 exons.